Molecule: messenger RNA, 987 nt
Organism: Chlorella variabilis
Lineage: Eukaryota; Viridiplantae; Chlorophyta; Trebouxiophyceae; Chlorellales; Chlorellaceae
Exons: 11
Coding region: 1-987 (328 amino acids)
Molecular function (GO): metal ion binding; acid phosphatase activity; protein binding
Source: RefSeq, a predicted model, not a curated record
AUGUUUGAGGGUCCCAAGAAUGAGACUAGCAGCGAGGACCUCCCAUUAGACCUCCCCCCGCUGGUGCGCACUGUGACUGGAUUUCAGCCAGAGGGCAUCCACUUGACGCAAUGGACGCAGAACAGCGUUCUGGUGUCGUGGCAGACCGGCGAGCCCCUGAUCGCCAACAACACCACCCCGCCGCCUCCGUACGACCCAGCCACUGUGAGGUCGGUGGUGCGGUGGGGCACCCUCAGCGGCAACCUGACUGAAGUGGAGGAGCAGGAUCACCGGCUGGUGUACAGCUACGUGUAUGGGCCAGCCUCGGGCAACACCACCUACCAGUCCCCCAUCCUGCACCACGUGCUGCUGCGCGACCUGGACCCAGACACCACCUACCACUACGCAGUCGGCGACGAGGCCCACGGCUUCAGCGAGGAGCUCAGCUUCCGCACACUGGGCGGCUACCCGCUGAGGAUUGGCGUCAUCGGAGACCUGGGGGAGACGUACAACUCCACUGAGACGCUGGCAGGGCUGACAGAUGCCGAGCCGGACGUCGUGCUGCUGGUCGGCGACUUCACCUACGCAAACGACCACAUGAGCGGGGAUGCGGGGGACAAGGGCGUCAAGCUGGGCGCCAACGUGUCGCAGUCGUCCUCGGAGCAGCCGCGGUGGGAUGGAUGGGCGCGCAUGAUGCAGCCGCUGCUGGCGCGGGCGCCGCUUAUGGCCACAGGCGGCAACCACGAGAUCGAGCAGCUGCUGCUGGACAACAACGCAACCUUCACCGCCGUCAACGCGCGCUACCCGGUGCCCCAGGACCCAGACUCUGAGACCCUCAUGACUGGCCCCAACUACGGAGCCUACUACCUCAACCAGUCCGCCUGGUUCACCAGCAACCACUCGCAGUUCAAGAACGAGAGCGGCUUUGCGACUCAGAGCGGCUACUUUUCUCUGGAUCUGCCGGGGGUGCACAUCAUAUCGCUGCACAGCUAUGUGAGGCGCAACUGA